AUGUCAGCGAGGGCAGCAAGCCCUGAUUGUAGCUAUGUCAGCAGCGGAAAAUCCAAUGAAUCAAGGGGAAGUCCUGUUGGAAGUUAUGUAAGUAGCGGUGAGAAGGCAAGCAAUUUGAAUAGUGCGCAACUCAGCGGUGCAAACAGUAAACCACCCAGCAACCGAAAAGGAAGUCCUGUUGGAAGUUAUGUUAGUAGCGGUGAGAAGGCAAGCAAUUUGAAUAGUGCGCAACUCAGCGGUGCAAACAGUAAACCACCCAGCAACCGAAAAGGAAGUCCUGUUGGAAGUUAUGUUAGUAGCGGUGAGAAGGCAAGCAAUUUGAAUAGUGCGCAACUCAGCGGUGCAAACAGUAAACCACCCAGCAACCGAAAAGGAAGUCCUGUUGGAAGUUAUGUAAGUAGCGGCGAGAAGGCAAGCAAUUUGAAUAGUGCGCAACUCAGCGGUGCAAACAGUAAACCACCCAGCAACCGAAAAGGAAGUCCUGUUGGAAGUUAUGUAAGUAGCGGCGAGAAGGCAAGCAAUUUGAAUAGUGCGCAACUCAGCGGUGCAAACAGUAAACCACCCAGCAACCGAAAAGGAAGUCCUGUUGGAAGUUAUGUUAGUAGCGGUGAGAAGGCAAGCAAUUUGAAUAGUGCGCAACUCAGCGGUGCAAACAGUAAACCACCCAGCAACCGAAAAGGAAGUCCUGUUGGAAGUUAUGUAAGUAGCGGCGAGAAGGCAAGCAAUUUGAAUAGUGCGCAACUCAGCGGUGCAAACAGUAAACCACCCAGCAACCGAAAAGGAAGUCCUGUUGGAAGUUAUGUUAGUAGCGGUGAGAAGGCAAGCAAUUUGAAUAGUGCGCAACUCAGCGGUGCAAACAGUAAACCACCCAGCAACCGAAAAGGAAGUCCUGUUGGAAGUUAUGUAAGUAGCGGCGAGAAGGCAAGCAAUUUGAAUAGUGCGCAACUCAGUGACUCUAGCAGGAAGCAUCCUUGUAACAAAAAUGUCGAAUCAACACCUAUAGGAGGGAAUUCUUCGGUCGUGCCAGGCGAGCCACCGAUCGCUGGUGUUUCCAGCAUUAAACGGUGUCCCGUGGAACAAUCCGAUAUAAACAGCCUUUCAGCAUGGAUUGUCCCUAGUUCCCCUCCACAGGGUGCUGCGGACGAGCUGCACAUUCAUAGGGAAUUACUGAACACACCACCGGCACCGGUGAAACUUACCCUAUACGAGAAGGACAACAGUCCCAAUGAUGGGAAUGAUCCAGUUUUUUACCGUCCGUUUUUGAGAAACUCAGCAAAUGGUGGUUCGACUUAUGCUUCCUUCACCAAUACAUCACCAUACCCACUUAGUCACAGGGAUGUUGAGGUUCUUUACGAGUCUCAUAAACGGCAAGUGGAAGUAUGCCGUGAGGCUGCUCGAGCAGAAGAGGAGAUCGCCCGAAGGAAGCGGCAGGAAAUCAAUGCAGAGACUGCGCGCAUUGUUUCCGAGGCCUCACGGCUGAGUUUCUCGAUGGGCACUCAUCGCAAAGUGUACGACGAAGCAAUGGACCGGCUUCGGGAAGUUCGACCAGGGUCGGCCCUACCGAAAGCGUGUAGAAUUAAAACACCGCGCCGGAUUCUUUUUUCUUCACUCGUAGAUUCUUCUGGUUCCUACGGAUAUGGCCCAGCGAGGCGGAUGGAAACAAUAAAGGAUUUUGGCCCCAGUAUUCGGAACAAUUAUAGAGGGAGAACCGGCGGGGCCCAAGUGGCUUUGGCUCUACUGAAAUCGAGGUUCAUGGCUGGCUGGGUUGCCCCAAACGUUGUUGACCGUUUUUCUCCUCACUCACCGGUAGCGCAGACUCUCUCAUCUAAAUACUUUGUGGAGCAGCAAACGAACGUCGACCAUCCGCACCCGCAUAAACGAGAAGUAGUCCCUGAGAAAACCGACUUCGGUAACACAAACAACGUGAAUGGCUCCGAAGAUGCAACUGUGCACGUUGUUUCAACGGCGCCAACCGCUUUUUGUGAUAUGGCAACACCGCACAGCAGCAUUAACGUUGCGAAAGCAUCAGAAAACGUGACAAUGCCGUACUGCAGCUCCAUUUUGCCUGAACCAGUGAGGGAGUUGCCCCAAAGUAAUGAUGUACUUCAAAAUGCUGUGGGUGAGGAGGAUAAAAAUGUAGUUGCCGAACUACCGCCACCAACAAUACCUUUACACCAACAGUCGGUAUCGCAGCAUCAGCAGUUGGAACAUCAACACCAACCGUCGCUGGAGGAUAAUCAAAAACAAGAAGAGUCGUCGCUAACACCAGUUAGGGUUCCACUGCCGCUCCCACCUCCAACACGUCUAUCGUCCGUGGAUGUGAAAAUGAAAUCACCACAAGGGGUGGAGUCACAUAUAUAUUCACAGUCAUCGACAUCACUUCAGGAGGUGGAACUAUCCUUUGAAAACCCACGGCCCCCGGUUGUGGAACCUGAGGCACUAACGGAGGAAGACAAGCAGGUAUUGGAACUAUUAAACAACGUCCGUGACCUGCGUCUGGAAACGGAGAAACUGGUUGUUGAAUUACUCCACUCAACUGACGAAUGGGGAUGUUGGUGUAGUCGGAAAGGGAGUCUUUUUCGUGACUUAUUUGUCCUUCCUGACGCGAGGACCGUUGCUGAGGUGAGUAAACGAGCCAUGCGUACACGAGCGACUCAUGACACAACGGCAGAGGAACAUCCAAUCGAUGUGAGAGACAACUUAAUUGCUGCAAGGCCACUUAGUCAAGAAAAAUUUGCUCCUAGAAUUCCGCCGCCACCUCCUAUUGAUGUUCUGCUAAAGUGUGUGGUCGAUGGGGAGCAGCAACACGUUGCCGAAACAGAAGAGGACGCCUACGGUGAGUGGGAGAACGACCCGGAAGUUGAGUGCGCCUCAUCCCCUAGUGUUCUUCCAGAUCAUUUGGAUGAGGCAAACACGAAUUUAUUGAGAAGUGCAGCAACGCGACAACCCCAUUUACCUGAUUCACAGCACUCACCAUCAUCAUCAUCUGAUACCAGUGGCGGCGGAACUGACAGUAGUGAUUACUCCUGUGCUGAGGAAGAGGCCGAUGGUGAUGAAAAGAGUGAAGAAAACUCGUCGUGGUCGUAUGAUUCAUCGCUUUCCUCAGCCAAAGCCCCGCCGCCACCCCCAUCCCAUGAGGAUGAAGAGAAGCGGCGUACAGAAGAAGUUUUACAAAAAGAAACGAUGACUCAAGAAAUUGAAGGGCCGAGGCCUCCCAACGAGUCUGUACUUCUUUCCGACACUAUGGACCCUUCACCCACUCCCAUUCAUCCUGUAUUUCAUGCCGAAGCCACGGGCAAAAGGACUGGACCAAAACAAAAAAAAGAGGACAAACAUGAAAAGAAGAAGAAAGGAGUGAAGGGAUUCUUUUCACGUUUGAUGUGUUGUGGAGGUGGAAGCACAUCAGUGGCAGAUGGAAAGGGGAGCACCACACAAAAAAAAUAA
Messenger RNA from Trypanosoma brucei brucei TREU927, 3444 nucleotides. RefSeq lists its product as hypothetical. The transcript has a single exon. The record is from RefSeq and is a predicted model, not a curated record. Bases 1 to 3444 code for a protein of 1147 amino acids. Lineage: Eukaryota; Euglenozoa; Kinetoplastea; Trypanosomatida; Trypanosomatidae.